AUGUUUGCCUUCACCCAACGCACGCUCGCACUACUCGCCGCACCGCUUCUUCUCGCCUCGGCGGUUCCCGUGGCUCUGAAGGCAAGACAGGGCUUCUCCGGAGACGGCACGUUCUUCGAGACCGGCCUCGGCGCAUGCGGGAUCUCCAACACUGAUGCUGAUUUCAUCGCUGCUGUAGGAGCAGGAACGUUCGACUCCUUCCCGUUUGUGUUCUCUCUCACUGAUGGAAAACCCGGGACUAAAUCUCCAUCCCAAUCGCCGCUCAGCGGUGCCACAGCCAACCCGAACACUAACCCGAUCUGCGGCAGACAGAUCGUUGCCAACUUCGAGGGCAAGAGCGUGACGGUCGCAAUCACUGACCGAUGCGCGGGUUGCGCUGGCGCUGCAGACUUGGACUUUAGUCCCGCGGCCUUUGCGCAGCUUGCUGAUCCCUCCGUUGGCCGCUUGACUGGCGUUACCUGGGAUUUCGUCUGA
Messenger RNA from Mycena citricolor, 474 nucleotides. Lineage: Eukaryota; Fungi; Basidiomycota; Agaricomycetes; Agaricales; Mycenaceae. The record is from the annotation of a GenBank genome assembly.